AUGGACGACGCAAAAAGGAGAGCUUUGAUCAAAUCCCAAGCCGUCAAGAAAAGGGAAUCCGGCGAAGUGGUACCUAAGGUGCCGGCUUCAGCCCCUAAGAGGAAACCGACAUCAAAAUCGGACCGUCCAUUUAAGCAACCAAAGGUCUCUCUUGAACCUGUGGUUGGUUUAAUGGCAGAGGGUAACAAGACCGUCACCCCAGCGAAGCAGGGGAAGGGUAAAGGACUGAUGACGGCCCCAGACAGUAAGCAAGAGAGACCUCCUUCCCUUCUCCGUGAUGACUCCAAGUAUGCUUUGGAGAAGCUGUCGUCCAUUAUCACGGCAGAAGACUAUGAAGAUCUGGGAAACCAUUCGACGGAGGCCAUGGGGGAGACGGGCCUCUUUGCCGUCGCUCAGUCCUUGGUCAUGAUGAAGGGACUACUGGACCGGUGCCUCAACCGUGAGAGUACCUUGGACCGGGUGCGCGCGAAGGCGGAGCAGACGGAGGAAGAGCUCGGACAACUUCAUAAAUGGAGGUCCAAGAUGGAGAAGAAGCUGGAGCUUUCUGAGAAGGCGAGGAAGGAUUUGGAGGAGAAGACGGCCUCUGCGCUGACGACCAUAGAGAAAAAAGAGGCGGAGAUCAAAGAACUCAAGGAAGAGAUCCGUCAUGCGAAAGAGGUAGCCGUCGAGGAGUACCGAUGCUCGGAGUCCUGUUUGGGCGAGCUGUCGGAUUCCUUCCUUCAAGGCUUCGAUGAUUCUCUCCGUCAAGUCAAGAAGGCCUAUCCAGAGCUGGAUCUGUCAAUGGUCAAACUUGAGGACCAAGCCCAGACUUCUGCCCUCCCCGUCGCCUCCGAAAAUACGGAGGACCUCUUUGGCGACGGUGCUGCUCAAGGAGACGGAGAGUCCGUCCCGUCGAAGGAAGUCCAAGUUGCUGAACAGAAGGAAGACUGACGUCUAUGUAAUUCAUUUAGAGGACAAU
This is a messenger RNA of Quercus robur (English oak), 958 nucleotides long. RefSeq lists its product as uncharacterized. Bases 1 to 930 code for a protein of 309 amino acids. Lineage: Eukaryota; Viridiplantae; Streptophyta; Magnoliopsida; Fagales; Fagaceae. The transcript is spliced from 2 exons. The record is from RefSeq and is a predicted model, not a curated record.